Miniopterus natalensis is the source of this 1779-nucleotide messenger RNA. It is a transcript of the gene TMEM204, whose product is annotated as transmembrane protein 204. Gene Ontology annotation, cellular component: plasma membrane. The record is from RefSeq and is a predicted model, not a curated record. Lineage: Eukaryota; Metazoa; Chordata; Mammalia; Chiroptera; Miniopteridae. Gene Ontology annotation, biological process: smooth muscle cell differentiation; regulation of vascular endothelial growth factor receptor signaling pathway; lymph vessel development.
CCCUGCAGUAGGCUCUCUGCUUUCCAGGACCAGCUGUUUUGUGUUGGAGGCACCAGGCAGGGGCUCAGGCAGCACAGAGGCCUCCAAACCCGCACUGUUCCCCGCGGCCCUGCUCAGAGCCUCGCUACCGCACUGGCUGCUCUGAGCUUAGCUGGUUCUAAGGAGUGAGGCCCUGCUUACACCACGUUGCCAUCUGCCUCUCCUCUCCAGUUACUCUCUGUUCUCCCUCGUGGGAGACAAGAGGCUUCCAGCCUCCCUGGGCCUCUGCUUCCCAGGAAGACGGCGCAUUCAGGACUCUGGGCUCUCACUGGUGCCCUGCUUCUUUCUCGGGAUGGGCCACGCAGUCACCUUCAGAUCAGGCCUGUCCCUGCUCCAGGUGCAGGAAGGAGGGUAAGGAGGACCGUGAGGUGGGCUCACCUGCACCUGCUGCACGGGCCUUCCCGACCCUCCAAGAAUGAACGGUGAUGUCCUCUAGCCACCCCUAGCAGCGUCUUGGUUCUCCCUGGCCACAGCAGCUGACCAGGACUGGGACUUUCUCCACAAGCGGUCGGGACCGGCAGUCAGUGAUGACUGUCCAGAAACUGGUGGCCACAGCCGUGCUGGUGGCCCUGGUCUCUCUCAUCCUCAACAAUGCAGCAGCCUUCACCCCCAACUGGGUGUAUCAGACGCUGGAGGAUGGGCGCAAGCGAAGUGUGGGGCUAUGGAGGUCCUGCUGGCUGGUGGACAGGGCCCGGGGAGGGCCAAGUCCCGGGGUCAGGCCCGGGCAGGCGGAUGCAAGGGACUGCGAGGCCCUGGGCUGGGGCUCUGAGGCAGCAGGCUUCCAGGAGUCCAGAGGCACCGUCAAACUGCAAUUCGACAUGAUGCGUGCCUGCAACCUGGUUGCCACGGUGGCCCUCGCUGCAGGCCAGCUCACUUUCAUCUUGGGGCUGACAGGCCUGCCCCUGAUGUCGCCUGAUUCCCAGUGCUGGGAGGAGGCCAUGGCUGCUGCGUUCCAGCUGGCAAGUUUUAUCCUGGUCAUUGGGCUGGUGACGUUCUACAGAAUCGGCCCGUACACCAGCCUGUCCUGGUCUUGCUACCUGAACAUUGGGGCCUGCCUCCUGGCCACCCUGGCAGCUGCCAUGCUCAUCUGGAACAUUCUUCACAGGAGAGAGGACUGCAUGGCACCCAGAGUGAUUGUCAUCAGCCGCUCCUUGACUGCUCGGUUUCGCCGUGGCCUAGAUAACGACUAUGUGGAGUCACCAUGCUGAGGGUUGCCAGGGAGGGACCCUGCUUGGGACUUUAUCCACUGUAAUGGAACAGUCUAGAAACCAAGGGACUGCCUGUGUGAAGGUGGUUGGUUUGUAUGGUUUCUUAUAUAUGCAUAUGUACGAUACACAGGUAUGUUUACUACGUUUAUAUAAAUAUAUUAUAUGAUCAUAUAUUGUCUGUGCCAGCCUCCUCCUGACCCACUCACAACCUGGCUUCACGCUCACGCACGUCGCAAGGAGGAGACCAGCACCUGAGAUGCACGUGAGGAGUGGCAGCUGCCCUGCUCAGCACCCUGGUCUGAGGUUAAUUUAUUCUGUGUCUACUGAGAGGGGCAUCUGCAGCCACCUUUUCUUUGGUAAAGCAGAACAUCCGGGAGAUUUUCUGGAAAUGGACGUGAUCUUCCUUGGGUGGCUCAGAAUUUAUAAUCAGAUGGUUACGGCUUUAUGACAGGAUGGAGUUAGUAAUGUCUGUUUGUGCCUGAUUAUUUUUGUAAGUUAAAAUAAAAUGCAAACCUCUUCCCACUGUCUAAAA